Vitis riparia (riverbank grape) is the source of this 1186-nucleotide messenger RNA. RefSeq names its product pyrrolidone-carboxylate peptidase-like. Gene Ontology annotation, molecular function: pyroglutamyl-peptidase activity. Bases 159 to 818 code for a protein of 219 amino acids. NCBI's taxonomy places the organism in Eukaryota, Viridiplantae, Streptophyta, Magnoliopsida, Vitales, Vitaceae. Gene Ontology annotation, cellular component: cytosol. The record is from RefSeq and is a predicted model, not a curated record. Gene Ontology annotation, biological process: proteolysis. The transcript has 6 exons.
AAAGGCUCAUGUUCUUGUUGUUAUUUCUUUCUUUCUUUCUCUCUCUCGUCUUUUUUUGAGGACACAUGCUUCAAUUUUAACCCCUUUUUUUCAGGUAUUGAGGCAUUUGGUUCCAAUUUGAUGCUAUAGUUUGUUGGUUUCAUCUCAAUUGUUGGUAAAUGGGAUCGGAAGGGCCUCCUGCAGUAACAAUCCAUGUGACAGGUUUUAAGAAAUUCCAUGGAGUUUCAGAGAAUCCGACAGAGACAAUUGUCAGUAAUUUGCAAGAGUAUAUGAAGAAAAACGGUUUGCCAAAAGGCCUGAUUCUUGGGAGCUGCAACAUUCUUGAGACUGCGGGGCAGGGCGCGCUUGUCCCCCUAUACCAGACAUUGCAAUCCGCUAUAAGUGGUCAGGAUUCAGAAUCUUCAAAUUCCAAGAGAAUUAUUUGGGUGCAUUUUGGAGUUAACAGUGGUGCAACAAGGUUUGCUAUUGAGCAUCAAGCUGUCAAUGAAGCUACUUUUCGUUGUCCCGAUGAGAUGGGAUGGAAGCCUCAGAAAGUCCCCAUUAUUCCUGCAGAUGGUGGAAUUUCACGAACACGAGAGACUUCUCUUCCUGUUGAGGAGAUCACCAAGGCCUUGAAAAAGAUGGGUUACGAGGUGAUGCCAUCUGAUGAUGCAGGCCGAUUUGUAUGCAAUUAUGUAUACUAUCAUUCCCUUCGGUUUGCAGAGCAGAAUGGUAUUCAAUCGCUCUUUGUACAUGUGCCCCUCUUCUUGACUAUAGAUGAGGAAACCCAAAUGCAGUUUGCAGCUUCCUUGUUGGAGUGCCUGCUUACAUUUGGGUGAUACUGAUGACGUCUCUUCAUCUUCCCCAGACUAUUUGAUGUCGAUGGCAUGCAGUUGAAUUUAUUUUCCCUUUGUAACACAACUGGUAUCUGUGAAAGUAAUGAUAGCUUCAAACACAAACCCCUGUUUCAACUAUUUUUCACAUAGCCCCUUCAAUAGAUGGGAUACCUUGGGUUUUUCCAGACUGUUACUAUUAGUAUCAUAGAAAGAUGUGGUCCAUGUCUUCUGGAGUGAGGCUGGUAAUUCAUGUGGGUGGCUCCUUGAUUGCAUUGUAUUGUUUACACUGAACUCAUGUGAAAAUGUCCUUCCUAGUUAGGAAGUCCAAAUCAAUAACUAUAUGAGUGGGCACUAGUAGGCAGACUUUAUCA